Microsporum canis CBS 113480 is the source of this 836-nucleotide messenger RNA. RefSeq names its product 6-phosphogluconolactonase. Gene Ontology annotation, biological process: carbohydrate metabolic process; pentose-phosphate shunt. The coding region runs from base 45 to 836 and encodes 263 amino acids. The record is from RefSeq and is a predicted model, not a curated record. Gene Ontology annotation, molecular function: 6-phosphogluconolactonase activity. The transcript has a single exon. NCBI's taxonomy places the organism in Eukaryota, Fungi, Ascomycota, Eurotiomycetes, Onygenales, Arthrodermataceae.
AUGCGAUAGACGAGACAAACUAGCUUGAUACCACACUCAGCAUCAUGACGGGAGGUUCCCCCAGCCUUUAUUCGUUCCCCGAUCUGGGCAACCUCAAGAAACAGCUCAGGAAGUACGUGCUCCAGUCGCAGAAUGCUGCGAUAGCAAGACACUCGACCUUUCGAGUCGCAGUCUCGGGUGGCUCACUCCCAGCCGUUCUAGCGAGCUCUCUGCUUGCUCCCGGCGACGGCACAGACGAAGACACGCCCAGGUUCGCAUUGUGGGAUAUUUUCUUCGCAGACGAGCGUGUGGUGGCCCUCGACCAUCCGGAUAGUAACUAUGGUCUACUGAAGACCGAGCUCCUCGACAAGAUACCGACAAGCCAGCUAGGCCAGCCAAAGGUUCACCCAAUUGAACUCAAUGACGAUAUCCAGGAGGUUGCAGACCAGUAUCAGGAUGAGCUGAGACAAUCAUUUGCUGCCAAGGAUAGUGUGAAGACACCCGUUUUCGACCUUAUUCUGCUCGGGUGCGGGCCAGACGGGCACACAUGCAGUCUCUUCCCAGGCCAUGAACUGCUGCAGGAGAAGGACUCGUGGGUUGCGUCUAUAGAGGACUCACCCAAACCACCGCUGAAGAGAAUCACGCUGACCCUGCCUGUGGUCACGCACGGAUUGAGGAUUGCUUUCGUUGCAACUGGUGGAGGCAAGAAGGAUGUGUUGGCGCAGAUAUUUGAUGAGAAUGAAGGCAGCUCGCUUCCAUGUGCAAUGGUAAAUGCUGCCGGCGGUGAGAAGGUUAGCUGGUUCACCGACUCAGCUGCCUCGCAGGCCGUCAAAUUCCCCAAGCGCGAGAACCUCUAG